This is a messenger RNA of Coregonus clupeaformis (lake whitefish), 2269 nucleotides long. RefSeq names its product beta-1,4-galactosyltransferase 7. The record is from RefSeq and is a predicted model, not a curated record. Bases 644 to 1690 code for a protein of 348 amino acids. Lineage: Eukaryota; Metazoa; Chordata; Actinopteri; Salmoniformes; Salmonidae. The transcript has 6 exons. Gene Ontology annotation, biological process: carbohydrate metabolic process; proteoglycan biosynthetic process. Gene Ontology annotation, molecular function: xylosylprotein 4-beta-galactosyltransferase activity.
UAAAACGGAUGAUCUUUUCUUGAGUAGAAGCUAUUUAGCGAAAUAACGAAUUAUGGCAAUGUAACUUUCGUAUGGUAGUGUGUGAAACACACUUAAUUAUUGAAACAAAUUAUAUUUGUAUAGUUUAUGUUGCUAGACUUUUUUGUUUCCCGAAAUCCACGCGUCUCACCACAGAUAGAACAAUAUUUGGUCUCAUUGUGCAGUAGGACAUGGAUAGGAACAACAUUUCCCUUGCUCUGCCUUGUUGCUACGUGUACACCCGGGGCGUCUUCAUUACGCCGAUUCUGUUGCAAAACGUUUCUUAAACGAAAUGAAACGAGGCGGGACCUACCUUAAUUUGUUAAAUAGAAACUCUCGUUUUAGUUGCAAACGUUUUGCAGCAGUUUGGACUAAUGAUUACACCCCUGCUAGACAUCUAGCAGUGAGCAUCAAUGUUGCUCUGUUAUUAGCCGGCGUCAAGCCAAAGCUUUGCCAAACAUUGGCACGGCAUUUCACGUUCAGUAACCAAAGGCGUAAUGUGACAUUUCCAGGAAGAAUAUGACAAGAACAUCAGUUGGACAUCAAAAUAAUCCGACUGCAAAAGGAGAGAGCCGGGAAGAAUGGAGAAGUUCGAUUGUAGAAUAACGACGACAUUAUCUGUUUCAUGAGUAGCUACUGUCCAAAUCUGGGGAAUAGCAAUACUGUAUUUUUCUGUGCAAUCUUCAAGCUGUUGUCCUUUGCAACUUCGAAAAUGAUGUAUUCAUCAAGAAGGAAACCAGUCCUCUAUUUCAAAGAAGACAGAAGAUUCUGGUCUGGGAAAUGCACAGUCUACAAACUAUUUGGUAUGUGUAUGGUGCUGGUACUGGUCUCCCUCCUAUGGCUCCAACUCAGCUGUACAGGAGACAUGAGCCGGGUUGUAGUGGAUGACGGACGCCUCCCUCCUCAGCCCUGUCCGCUGGAGAGACAGGCAUCUGCUGCGGACAACCCUUCCUGGGGUCCUCACAAGCUGGCCCUCCUGAUACCGUUCAGGGAGAGGUUUGAGGAGCUGCUGGUGUUUGUCCCCUUCAUGCACACCUUCUUAAACAACAAGAAAAUACUGCAUAAGAUCUUCGUAAUUAACCAGAUGGAUCACUAUCGGUUCAACAGAGCCUCUCUCAUUAACGUUGGUUACAUGGAGAGUGGUAACGACACUGAUUACAUCGCCAUGCACGAUGUGGACUUGUUACCUCUGAAUGAAGCGCUGGACUAUGGAUUCCCAGAGGAGGGCCCUUUCCACGUGGCCUCACCAGAACUACACCCCCUCUAUCACUACAAGACAUACGUGGGAGGAAUCCUGCUGCUCACCAAACAGCAUUAUCACAUGUGCAACGGCAUGUCCAACCGGUUCUGGGGGUGGGGGAGAGAGGACGAUGAAUUCUACAGGAGACUAAGAACUGCUGGAUUACAGCUCUUCAGACCCAGUGGGAUAAAAACAGGGUAUGAAACCUUUCGCCACAUCCACGACCCUGCCUGGAGGAAGAGAGACCAGAAGAGAGUGGCUGCACAGAAACAGAAGGAACAAUUCAAGGUUGACCCCGAGGGCGGGCUGACUAACUUGCAGUACAAGGUGGAGUCGAGACAUGAGCUGACUAUUAGCGGAGCCCCUGUCACUGUCCUCAACACCAAACUGGAGUGUGACACGGACAAGACUCCCUGGUGUCUGCUGAACUAAGAUGGCCCCCCAUGAUAGACCCAUUGCUGCCUCUCAUCUGGGUUAUGUUCAUUCUCCUCCAAACAGAAGAAAACAAGACUAAAACAGGGAGGGACUACCUGAACUUCUCCAAUGAGACACUUGUUUUUGUGCGCCUUUUAUGAACAUGACCCAGGUGCUACAGAGGGCGAUGUUUCCCCUGCUUGUGCUAGCCAGGACAGUUUCUGGUCCGGAAGACAUGGCAAAAAAAAUAAAAUGUUGAUUUUUUUUAUUCAUACAAUCGACCCAGAGAAGAGGCUUUGGCCUUUGACCCCAGCAACGCCUUCCCUCAUUGGAGAGAUGGAAUGUAUUUAUAUUGAACUAGCUACAUUAAGUUAUCCUUUAGAACUGCAGCGUAGCUGUCUGACUUGCGUUCAGAACUGUGAGUGACUGGAUCUCAUGCAGGGGCUUUAAACUACAGACACUUUGCCAAUAUUGAGGAUACAUGAAAGGAAGGGUAUACUGAAAUAAUAAGCAAUGGCCUUUGUAUCUGUUUAUUUAUUAAUAUUUACCCUUAUUUUACCAGGUAAGUUGACUGAGAAAAUAUUCUCAUUUACAGCA